AUGUCUAUCAAGUCCCUUGUUGCUGAAAAUAAUUUAGGAGCGACCCCUAAAGCACCACGUCACGCCAACAGGCCUCGUUUUCGCUACUCUCUCGGACGAGGCGCCCAGCUUCCAGGAGUAUUUCCCGGACUUGGAGCCACUACUCCAGAGGGUGAACUUCACCAAGCUCCCCUACAGACACAGCAUCAAAUACGAGGGGCGAUUCAACUGGAAGACUAUGAAUGCCUGCAUUGCCAAUACACUCACCCGUCAUUCUCCGUAUACUACCCGCCAACCUCGUACGCGGUGCACAAUCAUCAGAACUUUUCGCAGCAUAUCGCAGAUCCGGAAAAGCCUGAUGAUGGUCUAUUCCUCUACUUCUUCCCCAAUUGCACUCUAAACGUCUAUGGUGGGGGAAUGUCCUCGUUCCGAGUAUGUCCAACAGAAGAUUCGAACGUGACGAGGAUGGAGUUUGACUACUAUCAUAUGGAGUCUGGCGAGAAGUUUGACGAAUACUUCAAAUUUGUGCGGCAGGUGGCCAUGGAAGACUAUGAACUAUGUGAGAAGGCUCAAAACAACCUCACCAAAGGCAUCUAUAGCGAAGGCAUCCUCAACCCAGAAAAGGAGAGCGGUGUUUCAUAUUAUCAAGGCCGGGUUUUCGAGCUCGUGUGUCAGCAGCACACAGCAGAGAGACGGGAAAGGGAAUUGGAAGAUGCAAAAGACGAUAGUCAGAAGAGGGGUCUGCAACGUAUCACAACAGCUGCAUAA
This is a messenger RNA of Aspergillus niger, 747 nucleotides long. RefSeq lists its product as uncharacterized. The transcript is spliced from 3 exons. Lineage: Eukaryota; Fungi; Ascomycota; Eurotiomycetes; Eurotiales; Aspergillaceae. Gene Ontology annotation, molecular function: iron ion binding; 2 iron, 2 sulfur cluster binding. The coding region runs from base 1 to 747 and encodes 248 amino acids. The record is from RefSeq and is a predicted model, not a curated record.